AUGGCGGCGGCGGCGCGCGGGGGCAGCCCCUCGCUGGCGGCGGGGGAGGAGGAGCCGCCGCUGGGACUCGACUCGCUCGUGGAGGAGGCGGCGGCCGCGGCGCCUAGCGCCGGGUUCCGGCUGACGGCGGUGCGGCGAGAACCGGCCGUGAAGCUGCAGCACGGAGUCAGCGGGCUGGAGCCGCUGGCCUGGUCCGAGGAUCACCGGGUGUCGGUGAGCACGGCCCGCAGCAUCGCCGUCCUGGAGCAGCUCAGCGACGUCCACAGCGGCGGGCAGGAGAUGGUGAUCCACCGCACGGCCGUGCCUGCUCCCUCCGUCUCCUGUCACCUCAAGGUUGGUCCAAAAAAGGAGGUGGCGGAAUGCAGGGAGAAGUUUGCCAGCUCGGUGGACCCGACGGUCAGCCAAGCUUUCAUGCUGGACAGAGUGUUCAACCCCGAGGGGAAGUCGCUGCCACCCAUGCGAGGCUUCAAAUACUCCAGCUGGUCACCGCUGGGCUGUGAUGCCAACGGGAGGUGCCUGCUGGCAGCUCUAACCAUGGACAACCGCCUGACCAUCCACGCCAACCUCAACAGGCUGCAGUGGGUGCAGCUGGUGGACCUGACGGAGCUCUACGGCGAGCGUUUGUACGAGGCCGGUUACAAACUUUCCAAGGCUGACGCUGCCAGGGGGGAGCUGGCAGACUUCCCGGAGUUCCAGCGGCGGCACAGCAUGCAGGCUCCGGUGCGCAUGGAGUGGUCUGGCAUCUGCACCACCCAGCAGGUCAAGCACAACAACGAGUGCCGGGACGUGGGCAGCGUGCUCCUGGCCGUGCUCUUUGAGAACGGCAGCAUUGGGGUUUGGCAGUUCCAGCUGCCCUUUCUGGGUAAGGAAUCCAUUACAUCUUGCAACACCAUAGAGUCCGGGAUAAGCUCUCCCAGUGUCCUGUCCUGGUGGGAGUACGAACACAACAACCGCAAGAUGAGUGGACUGAUCGUGGGCAGCGCUUUCGGGCCUGUUAAGAUCCUGCCUGUCAACCUCAAAGCAGUCAAAGGCUACUUCACCCUGAGGCAGCCUGUAGUCCUGUGGCAAGAAAUGGACCAGUUGCCAGUGCACAGCAUCAAAUGCAUUCCUCUUUACCACCCCUACCAGAAAUGCAGCUGUAGCUUGGUGGUGGCUGCACGAGGAGCUUACGUCUUUUGGUGCCUGCUGUUGAUAUCCAAAGCAGGCCUGAACGUGCACAACUCGCACGUGACAGGACUGCACUCCUUGCCCAUCGUGUCCAUGACUGCAGACAAGCAGAAUGGCACGGUCUACACCUGCUCCAGCGAUGGCAAGGUCAGGCAGCUGAUCCCCAUCUUCACAGACCUGGCUCUGAAGUUCGAGCACCAGCUGAUUAAGCUCUCGGAAGUGUUUGGCUCUGUCAGGACUCACGGGAUCGCUGUCAGCCCCUGUGGUGCCUACUUGGCAGUGGUCACCACAGAGGGCAUGACCAACGGCCUGCACCCCGUGAACAAAAACUACCAAGUUCAGUUUGUAACCCUUAAGACUUUUGAGGAGGCAGCCGCACAGCUCUUGGAAUCCUCUGUUCAGAACCUUUUCCGGCAGGUGGACUUGACGGAUCUUGUCCGCUGGAAAAUCCUGAAGGACAAGCACAUUCCUCAGUUCUUACAGGAAGCCCUGGAUAAAAAGAUUGAGAGCUGUGGUUCCACCUACUUCUGGCGCUUCAAGCUCUUCCUCCUGAGGAUUUUGUACCAGUCCAUGCAGAAAGCUCCCUCCGAGGCCGCGUGCAGACCCUCGCACGAGGACGCAAAAAUCCUGAUAUCGGACUCCCCCGGGAUGGGCAGCACUGAGGAUGACCAAGAGGAAGGAACUUCUAAACAAGGCAGCAAGCAGAGCCUGUGUGACACGGGCAAAGGUAUGGACGUAGAUGACACUGCAGAUGAGUCUCUUCCUCAGUCCAGUGACGUAGGAGGCCGCGAGCCAAUGGAAGAAAAGCUUCUUGAAAUACAGGCACACAUUGAGGCAGUAGAAAUGCACUUGACACGGGAGCACAUGAAACGGGUGUUGGGAGAAGUGUACCUGCACACAUGGAUCACAGAGAACACCAGUAUCCCCACCAGAGGAGUCUGUGACUUCUUAAUGUCCGAUGAUGGCUAUGAGGACAGAACAGCACGAGUGCUGAUUGGACACAUCUUGAAGAAAAUGAACAAGCAGACUUUCCCUGAGCACUGCAGCUUGUGCAAGGAGAUCCUGCCCUUCACCGACCGCAAGCAGGCCGUCUGCUCCAACGGACACAUCUGGCUCAGGUGCUUUCUGACCUACCAGUCCUGCCAGAGCCUGGUCUACAGGAGGUGUUUGCUUCACGACAGCAUCGCACGCCAUCCCACCCCAGAAGAUCCUGAAUGGAUCAAGAGGUUAUUGCAAGGACCUUGCACCUUCUGUGAUUCUCCUGUGUUCUAG
Molecule: messenger RNA, 2439 nt
Organism: Indicator indicator
Lineage: Eukaryota; Metazoa; Chordata; Aves; Piciformes; Indicatoridae
Gene: GTF3C4
Product: general transcription factor IIIC subunit 4
Exons: 5
Coding region: 1-2439 (812 amino acids)
Biological process (GO): transcription initiation at RNA polymerase III promoter
Cellular component (GO): transcription factor TFIIIC complex
Molecular function (GO): histone acetyltransferase activity; protein binding
Source: RefSeq, a predicted model, not a curated record